CUUCUCACUCUCGCUUCUUCCUGCAUCGCACCCCUAUGGAGAGUUGAUCUCUCCUUUGAUUAUUACUGUCUGAACAUACAGUGGAAAUGUCGCGCAAUGGAUUGGCUGCUGGGUCGGCCGUUCCUCGCCCCAGUCAGCCCGGAGCCCCCGGCGCUUUUUCGCGUUUCUACCAGCGGUAUUUCCCAGCAAUUGACUACUUUGCCCUGACCUUCAUUAUCUUAUGUUGGGUUCUUAUCCAGCUUUUUGUGACCCCAUUUCACCGGCUGUUUUCGCUCGAUAAUAAAUCCAUUCAAUAUCCCUUUGCUGUGGUGGAACGAGUCUCUGUGGUCUGGUCAAUUGUGUAUGCUGGCCUUAUUCCGUUCCUAAUUCUCAUGCUUUGGGCUUCCAUGUUCCGCCCGAAUCGCCAUAAGGUCCAGGUGACCAUGCUUGGCUUUUUUGUCGCCGUGAUGCUCACUUCGCUUCUCACCGAUAUCGUCAAGAACGCCGCUGGAAGACCUCGUCCCGACUUGAUCUCGCGCUGCAUCCCUAGAAAGGGGACCCCCGCGGACGAGCUGAUCAAUUGGACAGCAUGCACACAACCGAAUCAACAUAUUCUCCAGGAGGGAUGGCGGAGUUUCCCAAGUGGACACAGUAGCUUUUCGUUUGCUGGGCUGGGGUAUCUUUCCUUUUUCAUCUCCGGUCAGAUGCACGUCUUCAGACCACGAACCGACCUUUGCCGUUGUCUGAUAGCCCUAACUCCUCUCCUCUGCGCACUCAUGGUUGCCAUUUCCCGACUUGAUGAUUACAGACAUGAUGUUUACGACGUUACUGCCGGAACAAUCCUAGGCAUUUCUGUUGCCUACUUUUCAUACCGUCAUUAUUACCCCGAGCUGCAAUCCCCGAUUUGCGAUAUUCCUCACGAUAAAGAAGAUCUUGUCCUCGCAGAUGGCUUUGCCAAGCUUCCAGGUGAUGAGGAACAACAGCUGCAGGGAUCUGGACUUGCACGCCGUUGGGAGUCGGAGGAGACCUACCAACUUGGCGAGUCUGCGUCCCUUGGGAGCGAUAGAUAGGUAGAUACAUUGGUUUAUUUUGCUUUCUCAUCCUUUGAUACCCGAUCAUAUAUUUUGACUUUGUCUUUCGUGCUGUUGACACAUUAUGCUUUGCGCGCAUUGAAUCCCGUUAUUCGUGUCUAUAUACUGUCAUAUUUACAACUUGGAAAUAUCUCUUUGUUUUACAUUGGUCCAUUCCUUGACAUCGUGGAAAUCCAUG
Aspergillus steynii IBT 23096 is the source of this 1248-nucleotide messenger RNA. RefSeq names its product phosphatase PAP2 family protein. The transcript is spliced from 4 exons. Gene Ontology annotation, molecular function: phosphatidate phosphatase activity. The coding region runs from base 87 to 1049 and encodes 320 amino acids. The record is from RefSeq and is a predicted model, not a curated record. NCBI's taxonomy places the organism in Eukaryota, Fungi, Ascomycota, Eurotiomycetes, Eurotiales, Aspergillaceae. Gene Ontology annotation, biological process: phospholipid metabolic process.